AUGCGUCUCCCAUACGUGCCUGAUCCCCCAAACUUCACGUCGGAAGAGGAUAAAGCGGUGGAGCAGCGGGUGCGAGAGAGGCGGGGUGAGAAGGGGCUGAUAGCGUUGGAUCGGACAUUGCUGCAUUCUCCACCAGUAGCUGAUGGAUGGAAUUCAUUCCUGGGCUCCAUCCGUACCAAAACCAGUCUCCCCACUUCGAUCCGUGAAACGGCAAUCUGCCGCGUCGCAAUUCUAAACCGGGCAUGGUAUGAGUGGGAAUCGCAUUCUCCUAUUCUCUCAUCUGCAUCAGACGUCACUCCACAACAAGUCGAAGCAGUCCUGAAAUCUCCACCUCGUUCACCAUUAGUAGAUGUCUUGGGCCCUUCUCUCUCCACGCUACUGGCGUACACAGACGCUAUGACGCUGGAUGUCCAAGUUCCUGAUGCUGUAUUUGCAGAACUUAAAAAAUUAUUCAGUGAGCGUGAGGUCGUCGAAAUUACAGCCACAAUCGCAGCAUACAACUGCGUGAGUCGUUUCCUCGUUGCGCUGGAUGUUGGAGAGAGGAACGCGCAGACAGGACCCAAGGAAGGCGGAAAGGAGUAA
Bipolaris maydis ATCC 48331 is the source of this 582-nucleotide messenger RNA. RefSeq names its product AhpD-like protein. NCBI's taxonomy places the organism in Eukaryota, Fungi, Ascomycota, Dothideomycetes, Pleosporales, Pleosporaceae. The record is from RefSeq and is a predicted model, not a curated record. Gene Ontology annotation, molecular function: peroxiredoxin activity.